AUGACGUCCCUCUGGCACAUCUUCCUCGCCUACCUCCCGUGCACCCGGCCGCCAACGUACCCGCAAACCGGCCCAGACGGGGAGGAGCUUCCCCCCAUGCCGCGGCGCCAACGCGCCGCGCAGCACCGCGACUUUCUGCGCGCGAAGCGGUUCGGCAGGAAGUGGUCAGAGCAUCAGGCCAAGGCGACUGGCGCCGCCUCGGCGCCAGACACCCCGACGUUACCAUGA
Molecule: messenger RNA, 228 nt
Organism: Vanrija pseudolonga
Lineage: Eukaryota; Fungi; Basidiomycota; Tremellomycetes; Trichosporonales; Trichosporonaceae
Exons: 1
Coding region: 1-228 (75 amino acids)
Source: RefSeq, a predicted model, not a curated record